This is a messenger RNA of Nicotiana tabacum (common tobacco), 2767 nucleotides long. The record is from RefSeq and is a predicted model, not a curated record. NCBI's taxonomy places the organism in Eukaryota, Viridiplantae, Streptophyta, Magnoliopsida, Solanales, Solanaceae.
GAUUAAGCGGAAACUCCACCAAUCAAUAGUCAUUUCAUCUUUUGCUUCACCUGCUCAGUUUCCUUUGUAUGUUCACACAGAGCUUUGAAUUUCUCUCUUCAUUCCUGAAAUUCAAUCAAUUGUUUGAGCUGGCUCUUCUUAAAAUUAUCUCAAGAACCCAAAACCUCAUGGCUUUUCUCAAAAUUUUCCCCCAAAAAAUUAGUGAAGAUCAGUUGUAAUUUCCCCAGUCAACUCAACCACCAACCACCAACUCAGAAAAGAUUUGCCAAAUUAUUGCUCUUUUUCCAACUGGGUCUCUCCCAAUUUGAUUAAAGAUUCCAUUUUUCUAACUGGGGUUUUCCCAAUUUGAUUAAAGAUUCAAUUUUUUCAGCUGGGGUUCUCCCAAUUUUAUCAAAGAUUCAAUUUUUCCAACUGGGGUUUUCCUCAAUUUUAUUAAAGACUCAAUUUUUCCAACCGGGGUUUUCCCAAUUUGAUUAAAGAAUCCAUUUUCUAUAAGGGGUUUGUUGGAGGUGCACACAUGGAUCAUGAGAAAGAGGCCUUAAUCAAUGAGCUGACGGAGUUAAUCGACACCGUUUCGGGUUUGCCGGAGUGCAAGAAUGUGUCUAAGAGGAUGUACAGUAAUUUGGUGAGAAGGGUGAAGCUAUUGAGCCCUUUAGUUGAGGAAAUGAAAGAUAGUGAUGUUGUUGAGGUUGGAGAUGAUGUGGUUCAUGGGCUUGAGUUGUUGAGAAUUGCUCUUAAUUCAGCUUUGGAGCUUCUCAAAUCUGUCAAUGAAGGCAGUAAGAUUUUUCAGGCUCUGCAGAUGGACACCAUAUCACUAAGGUUUCUUAAUGUAACAGAGAAAAUUGAAGAUGCACUAAGCCACAUUCCUUACAACAAGCUUGAUAUUUCUGAGGAAGUUCGAGAACAAAUUGAACUUGUGCAUGCUCAAUUUAAAAGAGCAAAAGGAAAGAUGGAAUCACCAGAUGUGCAACUGGUAAUCGAUUUAGCUAUGGCUGAAAGGGAACAAGAUCCCGAUUCCAUGAUUUUUAAACGGCUGUCAGAGAAGCUGCAUCUCAGGACCGUAAAUGAUCUAAAGAAGGAGUCACUUGCCAUCCAUGACAUGGUCAUUUCUAGUGGUGGAGUUCCCGAAGAGUGCUUUGAAACGAUUGCAUUCCUCCUUAGAAAGCUAAAGGACUGCGCAAUGACGGGGAAUCCUGAAAUGGAUGUCCUUGAGGGUGACAAGAGUAUGAUUAAGCACAGAUCUCCGGUCAUUCCAGAUGAUUUUCGUUGUCCAAUAUCACUUGAGUUGAUGAAAGAUCCUGUUAUUGUGUCUACCGGACAGACCUAUGAAAGGUCUUGCAUCCAGAAAUGGCUGGAUGCAGGACACAAGACCUGCCCUAAGACUCAGCAGACAUUGUUGCACACCGCAUUGACUCCAAACUAUGUUUUGAAGAGCCUGAUUGCCUUGUGGUGUGAGAACAAUGGUGUUGAGCUGCCUAAAAACCAAGGAAAUUGUAGGAACAAAAGGUCUGGAGCUGGUGGUUCGGACUGUGAUCGUGCUGCUAUUGAUGCGUUGUUACAAAAACUUGCCAAUGGUAAUCCGGAACAGCAAAGAGCAGCUGCUGGUGAGCUCCGUUUGCUGGCCAAAAGAAAUGCUGAUAACAGAGUCUGCAUUGCUGAAGCCGGAGCAAUUCCUCUGCUUGUUGAACUGCUUUCAUCGUCAGAUUCUCGUACUCAGGAGCACGCUGUCACGGCACUCCUUAACCUAUCCAUAAAUGAAUCUAACAAGGGAACUAUUGUAAAUGCUGGUGCUAUACCUGAUAUAGUAGAUGUACUAAGAAACGGAAGCAUGGAAGCAAGGGAAAAUGCAGCCGCUACCCUUUUUAGCUUAUCAGUGGUUGACGAAAACAAAGUGGCAAUAGGAGCCGCCGGUGCUAUCCCAGCGCUUAUUGAUUUGCUUUGUCAGGGAACUCCCAGGGGAAAGAAGGAUGCAGCCACUGCUAUAUUCAACCUCUCAAUCUAUCAAGGAAACAAGGUGAGGGCAGUACGGGCAGGGAUUGUGCCACCGCUAAUGAGAUUGCUCAAAGAUCCCGGGGGUGGAAUGAUGGAUGAAGCACUCGCAAUAUUGGCAAUACUUGCAAGUCAUCAGGAGGGUAAGGCAGCCAUUGGUCAAGCUGAGCCAAUCCCCAUCUUAGUUGAGGUAAUUAGGACAGGUUCUCCUCGGAACCGAGAAAAUGCUGCAGCUAUUUUGUGGUCUCUAUGUACAGGUGAUGUACAGAACUUAAAGGUAGCUAGGGAUCUUGGAGUAGAAGAGGUACUGAAGGAACUGUCCGAGAAUGGCACUGAUAGAGCCAAAAGAAAAGCCGGAAGUGUUUUGGAACUUCUCCAACGAGUUGAUGCAGUUGAUUCAUGACACCUAGAUUGAGCAGUGAAGGAUAAAUUCAACCUGAGAACUGAGGUUGCUAAGGAUUAUUGGAAUCAGAAAAGAAGCUUGAGAAGGGAGCCACUGGUAAAGUUGCUGCCAUGUGACCAAGAGGUCACGGGUUUAAGCCGUGAAAAUAGUCUCUUGCAGAAAUGCAGGGUAAGACUGCAUAAAAUAGACCCUUGUGGUCUAGCCCUUCCCCGGACCCUGCGCAUAGCAAGAGCUUAGUGCAAUGAGCUGGCCUUAGAAAAGAAGCUUUGACACUCGGUAACCAGCUCCAAUCCUUGUUUAUUUUUUAGUUUAACUUCUGUGCACUGAUUGAACAAAUUUUUUAGUUAAGAUUACUUACAACAUGUAAGUUAUACA